AUGUCCAUUUCCCACACCACCGUGACUGUCCUCAAACCGCGAGCGCGCCCUGGGCUGCUGCGAGACACGUUCCUCAGGCACAGCCCGCGGCGGCCUGAGCCCGGCUCUGCAUCCCGCCGCAGCCAGGCCCCUCUCCGAGAAGGAGUCCGGGGAGCGAGGGGCUCCAGCCCCAACCCGGCGACUCAGCGGGAGGGCUCCCGGCCCCUGGCACUUCGCUUCUACUCUCUGCGCGGGCAGUGCUACGGUGACAGCGGCGAUCCCGAAACGGGCGUCACGGCCAUGCUGGAGCUGGGAUCCCCUCUGGAGAUGAUUCAGCUGCUGCAGACCCCCUGGGAGGAGAGAUUUAAAAUUUGCCUGAGUCUUGUGAAACUGCUGUUUUACUUGGCACAUUCCCCUCUGGGUUCAAUAGUCCUCUUGGAUUUCCAGCCGAGGCAGUUUGUUAUGGUGGAUGGAAACCUAAAAGUGACAGACAUGGAUGAUGCCAGCACUGAGGAACUGUCAUGCAAGGAAGAUAAUGACUGCACACUCGACUUCCCCACAAAAAGCUUUCCUCUCAAAUGCUCCGCAGUUGGGAAAUGUGAAGGGAUAAAUGAAAAAAAGAAUCUUUUUAAUGCUUAUCGGUAUUUUUUCACGUAUCUUUUGCCACACUCCGCACCGUCAGCUUUGCGGCCCUUUUUGAGCGAUAUUCUGAAUGCAACAGGUGAUUUACGAUACGGAAUAAAUGAAACCCUGAAAGCUUUUGAAAAGGUUUUACAUCUGUACAAGUCUGGACUCUAUCUGCAGAAAAGACCUCUUCAUUUAAAAGACUACAUCUCCCUAAAGGGCUUCCGAGCGGUGGAAGGAGAAGACUACAAGUGCUGGCCCUCCUACAGCCACCUGGGAUGCCUGCUCUCCGUCCACAGCGCCGAGGAAGCCGCCGCGAUUUGCAGCUCCCAAUCACAGUGUCAAAGUUUUAUCCUCACCCAGCGGAGGACGUGGACAGGACGCCCACUCGCCUCAUUUCAGAGUAGCCUGGCUGAUUUAAUACCGGAUGCUAAUGCUGUAGUCUAUAUUAAACGAUCGGCUUCCUCAGGGGAAAGACUUUAA
Opisthocomus hoazin is the source of this 1086-nucleotide messenger RNA. The record is from RefSeq and is a predicted model, not a curated record. Lineage: Eukaryota; Metazoa; Chordata; Aves; Opisthocomiformes; Opisthocomidae.